Schizophyllum commune H4-8 is the source of this 1052-nucleotide messenger RNA. Its product is annotated as UBC-like protein. The record is from RefSeq and is a predicted model, not a curated record. The transcript has 8 exons. NCBI's taxonomy places the organism in Eukaryota, Fungi, Basidiomycota, Agaricomycetes, Agaricales, Schizophyllaceae. The coding region runs from base 51 to 914 and encodes 287 amino acids.
CACCGUCAUCGCCGUUCUAUACCGCUCAUUCCUCUUGUCUUCUCUUCAUAAUGGCAGGGCUUAACAAGAACAAUUCAGCGAUAAAGCGCAUUAUGCAGGAAGCGCGCGAACUCGCCAAUGAUCCAUGCACGGACUACCGCGCAGCCCCAUUGGAGGACGAUAUCUUUGAAUGGCACUGCACCAUCCGCGGCCCUGCCGACACUGAAUUUGAGGGUGGACUCUACCACUUCAGGAUCACACUGCCUCCCGAAUACCCCUUCCGUCCCCCCUCCAUUAUAAUGUUGACGCCGAAUGGCCGUUUUGAACUCAACACCAAGAUAUGCAUUAGCUUUACCAACUAUCAUGAGGAGCUCUGGCAGCCCGCUUGGGGUGUCCGUACCGCGAUUGUCGGGCUACAAGGCUUCUUCCCUUUGAAAGGGACCAACGCUGUUGGACUUGGGGCCGUCGAAUACCCCCCGGCCGAGCGAAGGCGACUGGCCAAGGCCUCUCGAGAAUGGAUCUGCCCACAAUGUCAGCAGAGGAAUCUAGACCUGCUGCCGGACCCGCCAACGUCGAGCGAGGGAAACACGAGCCAUCAUCACGACGAGCCUAAGACGACCGUUGCUGCUGAAUCGACCGCGACAGCAUCUCCUGCCCCUCCUCCAGACGCCCCCAUGGCAAUUCAUAGCGUGGGCGUCCCGCUACCGUCCGGUAACGUCCAGCCGAACUCGGGUAUCUCUGGUCCAGCCGUACAAGCAGCGGUGUUGAAUCGCACUACUGUUGAAACGACCCCCGUUGCUCAGGCGCCGUCAGUCAGUGCGCAGCCCACACGACGUCCAGCACAAACGACUAGACGACCGCCGCUGCUGCUGGACACGCUCAUAUGCGUGCUACUGGCCAUAGUCGUAGGCUUGGUCUACCGACGACUGACCUGAGCGCCCGAGACUGGUUCCUGUUAGACUUUUAGUGACCUCCAUUUCAUGUCGAGGCUAUCCUGCUAUUCAUUCGGAUCUGUAUAAUUGUACUAUGAGAUUUGUCUAUGGACGUGCGAAUAUGAACUAGACCCCUGCCGG